Amoebophrya sp. A25 is the source of this 10314-nucleotide messenger RNA. The record is from the annotation of a GenBank genome assembly. NCBI's taxonomy places the organism in Eukaryota, Dinophyceae, Syndiniales, Amoebophryaceae.
CACAUCUGUUCCAACUACAUGCUGUACCCCUUCAACUUCAUUCCUCACAAGCUCUUGAAGACUUUAUCUUGAAGACUUUAGAACUGAAAUCAGCUGAGCAUAUGAAAGUUUUGAGUAUAAUGAGAAUAGCAAGCGAACGUCUUUGCCUCAUGAUUGAAGAGGAGCAAAUGAGCGCUCUCAGUUAAUAAGACUGCAACUACUAGUGGCACUGCAUCAUCACAACGACGGGGACUACAAUUACAUCAAUGCCACGAGGUGAGUGCAACUCGUCAGAUCCCUCCUCUGGCCAAUACCUGUACAGCCGGUUACCAGAUAAAGCGAGUUACUGACUGAAAUACGAGAGUCUUGACUACAUUCCUCUUCUUUCACAGUAACUCCCUUAUUUUCCCUAGUUACUCGCUUAUUUCAGUUUAUCGAAUAGAUGAAAUACCUGUACAGCCAGUUACUAGAUGAAGAUUUCAAGAUAAUUUGCUGUUGUCCGAAGAGCCGCGGCGGGUGAGACGAAGCCACUUGUUGCUCGCGAGCUCUUAGAUCUCAGAUAAGUUGCCUGAAGACGUGGAGCCGUGUGAGACGAAGCCGCUACAACUUGUUGUAGAUGUAGACACAACUCUCGUGCAGCAUCAGCAAGCUCUUCGAGGAUCUAAGAGCAAUGGCAGGCGAUGACGACGGGUCGUGGAAAACCUCCAAGGCAGGUGGCGAAGACGCCGUCCACGAUGAAGACACGAAGUUCUACGUAUUGUACCUAGAAACCAUCCGACUCUCCCAGCCGGAGGCGGAAGAUCUGCGUGCCUGCGUCCAUUGGUACAUCGGUGAAUCCGACUAUUCUUAAGGGUAGGUUAAAGGUGCUUUUCUUACCGCUUUUUAUGCCUCUCUCCCUUAGGAUGAGAAAGGCAUAACAAGCGGGGGAACCCGCGAGCACCAAAAACCUACCUCUAAUAUUCCAGCGUUCCCUUCGUCAUUCCUGCACAAUGCACAGAAUAUGAAUUGAAGAAUUGUGCUUUCGUUGUGCUUCCGGACUCGGCUUUAGCAAACGACUUGGACAGCAAUUCACUGACGAUAUCUAUCACGACCUGGGCUGGGGAACAUCUUGGCGUUUUCUUCGGUCAUUGCAAGGAUGUGGGAACAAGUACUUUCUUGUCGUUUCUUUCUCACUACAAGAGACAGAUAGGUAUUCGGUUGCGUGUUAUUUUGUGCACCGGAUGUGGGACUAAAAAGAUCACUUCAUAUAAAACUGUAGUAAACUCUUUUGGGCACCAACGCGAUAAAUUCCUAGACUUUCUUUGUUCGUAGGUACUCCGAGCACGACAACAUGAUUGCACCUUGAACUACAAAUGAAACCAAAACUAACACACGACAGGUGAGACAUUUGACCGACACGAUCUUGAUUUGUUGCAUGAGGAUGGCAUUUUCGCCAAGGUUGAAAUGCAUGCCGCCUGUCAAACAAGAUGGACUGAAGCGAAGGUAUUUUGCUAAGUACGAUCAUUUUGAUUUCUAUUUGAUUCAACUAAAAUAAUCCAUAUCGAUAUCCUUUUCCACCCCACUAAUACCUCUAGUACUACAUCACUAAUGUAAGGUAAGUAGUCUCUAACUCUAUAAGAUUUAUACUGCAUGAAGAUAGAAUUAGAAGUAGAACAUCAAGAUACCCAUAGUACAACCCGUACCCCUCACAAAGAUUCUUUAGAAGAUACCAGUAGUACCUCACAUCAACAAAUACAAAUCUACUAUUUCUCUACUAGUAUAGAUAGAAUCGACAAGAUAUUAAAUUUUCAGGUUGACCAAAAGGAAGCAGCCUUCGUUGAUCCUGGUGCAGACGAGCAAGCAAAACAUAUAUGGGAUUUCAUCGCCGAUGGCACGGAUAGUUGGCGUGGGAAAGCGACAGCUAACAAAGACGACAAGACCUCACCUGACUCGAAAGCGUCCGAUACUGUGUCACCAGAUGGAAAGGAGGUAAGAUUGGAUGAAAUGGUGAAACUGUGGGCUUUGUGGUACUGUCAGCGUUGUCAUGUGACGGGGGAAACGUAAGGGAGACACGGUCUAUAUUUUGAAGAGACGGAAGGUUUUCUUGAUCUUCUUACUUUGAUGUCAUCACCCCAAGUGGUCACCCAAACCCUAUUUUUAAGCACAAUCGCCCUAAGCCGUAACCAACGAAUCUUGAUUACAACACAACUCUCUAUGAAGCAACUGACAACCCCCUCUCAAUACACUACUCUCUAUCAAUACGCAACUCUCGUCCACUUCUACUUUUACGCAACCCGCCUCUUCAGGCAGCUGUAGAGAAAGAUGAUGGAAAGGGCGUAGAGGGACUGACAAGUGAGGGAACCAGUUCUCCAGAAUCGCAGAAAUCAUCGAUGGAAGCUGGUAAUUGUUAAUUCAUUUUGCGCUUGGUAAUGCGAAACAGAAUGAGUACACGUCUUUUUUACGUUUAGAUGAAUGCAGAAGCAAGGAGGUUUUGAGAUUUCCUAGAAGGAAGCAUAGCCGUGCUCAUUAGGUAACUUCUCCUCAGGACUAAACUCUACAGCCCUUUCAACAAGCAGGUAAAGAUGUUACACGCAAAGCUACGGAAACGACAAGGAAAUCAACUGCGCGAAAGCGUAGCACCCGGGUGUCUCCGAAGAAAUCGAAAGCAGGAGCAACACAGGAAGAGGCAGCAGGCCUUGAUGAAAAGCAAAAGGAAGACGGAGGCAAGAACGAAAAUGAGCUAAAUGACCAGAACCAGGCUUCAAAUGAUGUAGAUGCUGCAACUAGUGGAAAAAAGCUAGAAGGAGAUGGAGGUGAUGAAGCCGGCAUACAGAAGGAGGCGGAGGACAAGAGUACAAAAAAGGCGAGUCGUGCUAGUGUCUCACCGACCACUAGAAAAAGCACCAGAACACCUUCGAGGAGUAGAAAGAGCACAGCACCUUCGAAGAGCAGGAAAAGUACCAGUGAAAAGAAGGUCACAUCAGAGGCGAAGAUAACGCGAGCCAUUGAUCGGGCAUCGUUAGAAGAUGGCGAUAUUCCCGAAGUGCCAGACCUUGAAGAAACCGAAGAGGGAGUCGAAGAACCCGAACCGCCUGCGCCACUCUCUGUAACCCGUACUCCAACAAGGAAGAGUAAUGUCCUCAGGACUUCUAGUUCGCGGCCGUCUUCCUCCUCACCUGGUAAAAAGAGGAAGAGCAGUAGUACAGCUACAGACCGAAAAUCAACAUCUCCAGGUGGAAUUGCAGACGGGCAAGAAGGAUCGCGUAAAUCCACCGCGACAAGAGAAAUGUCGGCUCGCAAAUCAUCUCCCAACAAGGUAAGCGCUGUAACAAGUUCAAGUCAAGGAAGAACGUCCGCGACGACGACGAGCACUCCACCAAGAGGAAAAUCAUCUCUAAGUUACGGCUUGCCCUAAUCCAUCUUCUGAAGCGUCCUGAGGGCUGAGGAAGCUUGUCAAGGGGUGGAAAAUGGGAGCAGGACGAUGAUUCCUAGGAUGGAUUAGGGUCGUGAGGAGCUCUAAGUAAGUGUAAGACCAAGUAGUCGAGGGCGAGGCCUCACCAAAUUGCUUCGCGCCUCAGCAAGGAAUCAAGACGAUCCUCAGCAAGGGUCCGCUCGUGGCGUUGUGGGUGACUUCUUGCUCGAAAAUGCAGUGGACAAAUUACACCAAUUCUUAAGGCUCAACCUAAUUCAUCUUCUGAAGCAUCCUGAAGAGGCUUUUCGAGGGGAAAAAGGUAGCAGGAUGCUUUUCAAGAUGGAUUAGGGACGUAAGCUCUAAAAUUCACGGAAAAAAUUUUCGGCACUGAGGGAGUCCGUAGUGCCUUGGUACAUCCGCAGAGUGGCAAAAGAAUGCAAGUGUUGUUGAAAAUUCUAAUGUACCCAACAGGAAGUAGUAGUAUUACAGGAGCUUCCAGUUCCACAGCAGGUGCAUCUUCCUCAUCUGGAGGAGCCACUGCUGGACCUCGAGCUCCUGUGUCAACUACAUCAGGCCCUUCUACGUCUUCUGAAACAACUGAAACAGAAGCCUUUCUCGAGGUGACGAAAUACAUAGCUGAUCCGAGUGCGUUUUACUCCGACAGUCUAUCAAAAGGCAAACGAAUAAAGAGUGUGCGGUUAGCCGCAUUACGAGGCAUGUAUCUCGGAUCGGAAUUGAUGCCACCACAGGUACGGAGUGUUAUCAUUGGGAGCGAUCAGUCAUCCGAAGAUUAAGGCCUAUUAUACUCAAAUUCGAUUGAUGUUCGUCUUCAUCUCGAAAUAUAACACUAACUACUAAGAAGCAUCUUUGACGUUGACCGUUGUUGUUUGUUUCUCAACAAAGCAAGCAAGAAGAAGCCACGUUUCCAAAGUCACAGAUGGCUUUCAAAAAGAAUAAGUGUCUAUGAAGAGACUCAGGUCCUCUCCAAAGAGUUAGGUUUUCUAAGAAAAGGAGCAUUUUCUGCAUGACCUCUGCGUCACGAUGCAGAUUAGCGAAGACGAGUUUUUGACCUUUGAAUUCGCACAACCGGGAGAUCACGUUGAAGCUGCACACGAGGCAGCUGAAGCGGAAGAUGAUAUUACUACUGCUGAAGGCAUGCUUCGCGCAGAGUGCCUGCCGGAGUUUGUCGAGCUUUUCCGAAGUUACACUACUUUCGGAAAUAGCAAGGCAAGAAAGAUCACCCGUGGUGCCAGGAAGAGCACCCGUGAAGGAGGGACAACGACUGCUGAAGAUUUUAACCUGUUAUCACGGCAAUCCUUUCCCGAUGUCCGACGCUUGUGUGGAGAAGUGAUAGAGCAAGUACGACGCGGCAACAAAUUCCAGUUAGCCGGUUUGAGGAACGCUGCCACGGGUGCGCUCAGUGUCGCGGCUGAUGCAAAAGACGGCGCAGAUGCGGUAAUGCAUGGCAACGCCGAAGACGAGGAGCAAGUACCAGUACCAGUGCCAACUAAGAGUAGUAAAGCUGCGGCUUCCACUUCUACUGUUAGUAGAGUUAGUCGGAAAUCAACUUCAACGCGAAGUCCUUCUAGAAGUACAAGAAAGUCUACAAGAAGGAAGUCUGCUUCUGGUGGAAAAUCUAGUGAUGGCGACGUCGUAUCCUCACCAGGAGCGACAUCAAGUAGGGAUGAUAACGUUGACGUUCAUCUUGAGGAAGAUGUCGUAUCUUCACCAGGAGAGAUAGUGCGUCGCAGAUAUCUGGCGAAAUUGAAAGAGUCUCUCUCUACCGUAAGCAAUCAGCGAUUGCCGGAAGCAGCGCGACAAUUUUUUUCUCUGAAAAUUCGAAGAUUCUUUGCAGACCACCGCAGCGAGACGCAAGAGGGAUUUGUGAUGCCAACAUUAAGGCUACGAGAAAUUGAAAUGCAUCUUCACGGGCAUCCUGAGACCGUUUUCAAGGGGAAAAAGGUUCUAGGAUGCUCUUCAAGAUCAUGGGUUUCUCUCUUAGUUCUAACAACAGAGAUGCGAGCGAGAGGAACGCUUUCAGGGCUUACUAGUGAACAAGUAACGGCCAAAGUUCUAACGACUGCAGCUGUCGACGACUGGUGUAGUGAAUUUUGGUUAGCCACCGAAAAAGAGUUUGACGAGGAACAGUUGGGCCUCAGCGAGCACCUAGGACGCGAAAUCGGCCUCCCUUUCUCACUCCCAGAUCACGCGAAACUGUUCUUGCGGUAUUAUCUAGGAGUCUCUGCGUCUGCGAAUGCUGAGGGAGGUGACGAUAACGCCGUUUCCCCCAAAACGAGCAAAGCGAAACCAGAAGCGAAGAAGACGAAGAUACUUGGGGACCGCAGUUCGCUGAGAAUCAUAGCGCAUUCUGGGACAGCUGCUCCAGGUGCGUCCAGUCCAGAAACAACUACUUUAUGGAAAUAGACACAGCACAGGCAAGCAAUCAUUAUUCUAGUACUUAUACUCAUAUAUGUAUAACUAGAAGGUAAAAAAACAACAAUUUCUUCUUCAAGUAGGAGAAUCAUGCACUACAACUUCUAUCGUAGCUACUUGUACUUAGAACAUUCAUCCAGAAUCAAAAAUCAAGCCAGUCACUUGGUGUCGUUCUUCUAAUGUGAGGAAAUAGCAAAACAAAAGGAGAGCGAUCCCCAUCACCUGGAGGCCUUAGGAUGUCUGCUGUGCAGGGCAAAAAAGUACGAGGACGUGCGCGCACAACCACAUCUCUGCGAACUCUUCGGAUGCAGGAGCGCGCAGUCUCAUCUGACGACGACAGGGAGGCAGGUGUAGACGAUAAACCAAGCAGCAUAUUAAAGGAAAGCAGGAGUCCACUACCAGAAAGGAAAUCCAGCAGUAGAAGUGGGAGGAGUCGGACACCAAGUAAAGAAAAAGCUGCUCUAACAUCUCCACGUUCUCAACCAUAUCCUGAUUGGGUGCAGCUAGAUGUUACUCCUAGGAAGGUGGAGAAAAACACAGCCGAGCACUGGAUGGAGGAAGAGAUGAGACACGUAUCCUCUAUCCGAAAACAAAGGCGAGCAGAACAAAAUGGAGGAACUGGAACCUCUUCGCCAAGUACUAUUUUGAUUUUAACGAGGAGGACAAGCUUCACUCUUUCUACUAACUAAUACUAAGCUACUUCCUUGAUGAAUAUGGUAUUUUUGUCCACUGCUUCCACCUGUUGAUCUCGAGAAUAGGAUUUAAUAACCAUCUUCAUCUUCCCCUGUAAUUUACCACCACGACAAGCACAAAAAUCACACCACGCACUACCUACGUACCCCUUCUCUUCAACAGCACCACGUGAAAACCAGAAGCGCGACAAGCAGCAGGGACUAGAGUCGUCACCAGGAGGAGUGGCGCUGGCGACACCGAGAGCUGAGAAUAGUAGAGCAACCGACGCCGAAAAAGGAGAUGAGCGCUACACCGUCUCGCCAAGUGGAGAAGAGUUACGACAUAGUCCUCUCUUGAUUUUUGUUAUAUAUAGGGAUCAACAAUCAUCUCGAAGGGGCUUCACCAGGACCAGUGUUGUAAUAAUAUGAUCGUGAUUCUUGAGGAAGGGGAGAGCCUACAAGUACAACAAGGAUCGUUAAGAUAAAGAUUGUAAAUCAUCAUAUCAUGAUCAAGAUUGACAAUUUAGCUCAAGUGCUUCUUCCUGUAGUGCCCGUCUCUAAGAAACUUGAAGUGGAAAAAAAGAGGAGCUAAGAAGGAAAUCUCGCAAUACCAGGUUUUGCGUAAUGGCAUUUCCCUGCUAGCAGAACCAGUAGUGGGAGAUGAUGUGAUUUUCUCGGGCACCCGGCUAGGCCAAGGAGCAAUCGUUGUGACCGAUCUUGUCCUACCUCUUGACGGCUUGAAGUAUCUGCGGUUGAUCGAUGGCAGUGGUUGGCUCGUCGAUGACAGUGCCAUCAAUGCGGGAGCCCCUUCCUUGCGUCGCAUGGCUGGAGGUGCGGUGAUCAAGCCAAUGGGCUCAGUACAACAAGAAGAGCUACCAACUUCGCUUGAUGUGCAAGGAGGUGCUUCAGGUGGCUCUUCAUCGUCCAGAGGCGGUCGACGUAGCAAAGGGGGCUCACUGGUGGAGACCAGGGUGAGCCAAAUUGCUCAAAACCUGUCGCAGCCACCAAGAACCGCAGCGGCUGGAGGAGCUUUACUGGCAUCGAGCACUCUGGUUCGAGGUGGAGGAGGAAUACAACAUUAAGGUUGCAAUAAAUGCAUCUUCCCAAGCAUGUUGCCCCCGUUUCUCAAGCGGAAACGGACACUAAAAAGAUGCUCCUUUACUAGAUGCGUUUAUGGUAGUUCUAACAACCAGGCGAACCUCCGUACGCAUGGCCCCCAGUCGAUCCACCGUACGAUCACCCUGUUGCCCUAUCACCAAGCUCUACUAAGAACACGCCAAGAGUACAACCGGAACAUCUACUGCGUCCUGACGUGAACGGUCGAGGUAUAGCUGCUGGCUUGAACUAUACCACUAUGCUUGAUGGGCGAGAAGGGCAUGUAUCUUCACCCCAUACUGUAGCAGCAGGAGCGCCGAAUAUGGUUAUGGCAUGAUGCGGUCAGAUUGCUAGUCCAUCUUGUUCGUCGUGCAUUUUGAAAGUGAGCGACCUUGAAGAUUCGGAGUCCUGUGUGCGUAUGAGUAGUCUAAAUCGUGAUUGACCCUGUUCCUGUUGCUCCUGCUUGUACUUCCUUAAAAUGAUGCUUAUGGAGUUUCGUACAGAUUACUCAGGAGUCCUGCGAUGGGGUUGAACUACGAUACAACAUGAUGUUUGUCUCCGUAUGCCUCCCGACAACCUUCUUCCCCUAUCCCUACCUUUUUCAUACUAUUCGGUGCUCUGCCAGCUAGGAAAGAGUUUUCGCCACGUUCUCCAGGAGACUACAAUGACGAGGAUGACAUUCCCAAACUGCGGACGCCCAGACUAGGCUCCGGUGGAGCACCGUAUCAAAGUUUCGAACAGAAGACUAGAGGUACAACUUCUUUACGAAGACCUCAAGAGAUUUUCGAGGACCUCAAAAAUACAUAUUCACUUUCAGACUGACUGUGUGCUAAAUUUGUACUUGUGCUGCACAAGUGGGAAUUGAUCCUCAUCCUUCCAUGCCAGAAUAUGCACAAAUUUAUUCACAACAAUCCUUUGAUGCACCCACGACCCUGAAUCCUUUGAUGCAACCAUGACACCCUAAAUCCUUCCAGGACCUGCUCAGCAACAGCCGACUCGGGAAAUCGACAGUAAAGCUUCUUCUUCCUUCAGCACUCGUGCGAAGUACCUAAUCAGUCCUGGUCUGAAUGUUAAGAGGCUCACUAAAAUAGAAUAGUGGUAUUCAACAUAUAAUUUGCUUUCGUUGUGGUCUACUGCAAGAAGUAGGUUUAAAGUAGGUCGUUCUUUCUUGCGUAAUUCUGCGAUGGUGAAGUUUUUGUAGUAUUGGGAUUUGGCAGUUUCAGCUUUCAAAUUUUUGAGCACAAACGCCCCCACUCUCGGGACAGAACAUAACAGAGACUGACGCUCAUACUUGACGUUCAUACUUGUCAUAGCGUAGCUUAGGCACAUCUUCGAGCUCUAAAAUUGGAGUGCCCAUGGCAAUGUCGGGAAUGCUUCCAGUGCCACUCAGCGCUGCAGAGAGGGAUAUGCCAAUAUCUGCAGACGCGCUCAUGCGCAGCUACGAACCUGACUUUCAGUUUCAGGGAACCUAGUUAAGUAUGCGGAGAGGGAGCUGAAGCUGCAUUCGAGAGCAGCUGACCAUGAUGUUGACACCACAUGGAUGCGACAUUUUCAAGGGUAAAGAAAAUGAAUCUGUAGCAGAGACAGUAAGAACUGCAUAGAGAUGAUGGAGACGAAAACGAAUAGAAAGUUUUCCACUUCUCCUUGUAACGAUUUAUUAAGCAUACAAUCAAGAUGAAUCCAUCGCAUUGCUCGAGAAUGAAAUUGAAUCGCAUAACCUUCAGAAAAUGAAAUUGAAUCGUAGAAAUAAGCAGUUUUUAUUAUUUCAGAACUACAAAAAUUAUUACAAUGAAAUUGAAUCGUUGAAGAUAUGUAUCGUCCUUGCACCGAUGUAUAGCCGUAUUAUCGCAUUAUCCUGAGCGUCCCAAUGAUAUGAGUGAAUAGAAGAUUGGAACCCACUGGGGCUGAGCUUUCCUUUUGAGAUUUGAUGGUCUUUUUGGUUUGAAAAUGUAACUCACGACCAAGACAGUGAGUAGAUGUACUACGUGUCUGACUAGUACGCAAGACAUAUGCCUAUGCCUAUGCGAAUGCCCUUGACGUAAAUCUGAGUCUUUUCUGACAUUACCCAACAUAAGAACGAACCUAGUAACGUAUUUGUAUCCACCGCUCGUUAUGCUUAUGAUUUCUCCGACGCAACAGCCAGGAACUACAAGAACUCGGGCUAUUAUUUUGUCGCUGCGUGCAGUAUGAGAAAUUUGAUAUAACAAACUGAGCACUUAACCUUAAGGGAAAGGCAACAUCAUGAUGUCGAAUUGAGCUUACAACCUAUCUAAAGUGUGUCAAAUUCAACCUCAAUUAUAACUCAGUCAAUACACUAUGUCUUCACUAUGUCUUCUUAUCUAUUCUUGUCCGUUUUCUGAACAGUCCACCGUCCGAGGGUCCCUCAAACGAACUUACCCUUGAAAAAAAUUAAAAUGCUUUGUUUUUGUUAUCGAUUCUUGAUCUUGUUCCUGACGAGCCUAAUUGUUAAUUGAUGAAUGUAUUCCGAAGUUCGUUGUAGCAGGUCUAUUUCGUAGCCUAGAGAAGACAACGAACUAUAAAGCAGGAACAACUAAACUUUGUAUGUGAUGAUUGAACGAACAAUGAACGCAGACCAUGACCUCCGAAGGAAGUCAUCAUCACAUAGAGCUACAGCUACACGGACGGACAUUUUUGGCACACACGUCAGUCCAGCUGGAUAAUGUCCUCGGCUAUACUCGGCGUGUAAUAGUGCGUAGAAUGAAGGUAGCCACCGGUGAGCGUAGC